This is a messenger RNA of Malus domestica (apple), 1643 nucleotides long. RefSeq names its product GDSL esterase/lipase At1g71250-like. Gene Ontology annotation, molecular function: hydrolase activity, acting on ester bonds. Lineage: Eukaryota; Viridiplantae; Streptophyta; Magnoliopsida; Rosales; Rosaceae. The record is from RefSeq and is a predicted model, not a curated record.
AAAAACCCAGUGCCCGCAGAAGAAACACAUGGGCAGCUGACCUCCCUUUUCUCUGGGCAUGUAUUUGAUGCCUAUCGCCUAACCAAUCCCUCAUUUGCUUAUCCUUGUCCACCUACACACCAUCAACACUCGUUUUCUCAACUCAACUUAUAGAUUUUUACAGAGGCAACAAUUCAAUUCAAUUCAAGAAUUUAAGCAGCGCAGAAGAUGAGCGAGACUUUGAGCACAAGGAACAAAGCAAAGAUGAUGGGGUUGGAUAGCGCGAAGCUGCCAAAAGGGUCAAUUCUGGUUCAUCUUCUUGCCCUCUCAGUGAUGGGUUUCGUCGUUAUAGCUCACGGGAAAUUGCCUGAGGUUUCAACAGGGCAGAAUGACUCCCCAAAUGCGCCCCCUGCAUUCUACAUUCUUGGGGAUUCCUCUGUCGACUGCGGAGACAACACGCUGUUUUACCCACUUGUUCACAGCUCUCUCUCCUUGUAUUCCUGCAACGGUUCUUCUGAUGCGAGUCUCAUUCCUCAUCUUCUCGCUGGGAAGAUGGGGAUGCCGAGUAUCCUACCAUUCUACAGUCAACAAAACGGAUCCAUUGACGGAAUACUAAGAGGCCUCAACUUUGGUUCGGCACAAGCAACUAUCAUGAACCCUAGCGGCCAGAGCUACCAGUCCAUAAACCAACAACUCCGCCAAGUUUUCGAUUCAAUGCAGCUCUUACAACUGCAGCUCAGCCAGGAUGUAGCCCUCCAUUUCAUCAGAUCAUCCAUCUUCUACCUCUCCUUUGGCAAAGACGACUACAUCAACCUCUACCUACGCAACGCCUCCUCCUCCUCCGGCGCUGAGAAACCCAAGAACAGUGACCAGGAAUUUUCCCACAUUUUAGCAAAUCAGAUGAUACAUGUCAUAAGGAACCUGUACGACAUGAAUGUGAGGAGGAUCAUAUGCAUGGGGAUAUUGCCCUUGGGAUGCACGCCGCGUAUGUUGUUGGACGGCCACAAUUCCAGUUCCACCAAUUCCAAUUCUGAACCUGGUGACGAAGGAGACGAUGAUGUCGGGAGUGGAUGCGUGGAGGAGAUCAACGAGCAGGUCUCGGAGUACAACAAGGUGCUGCACCAGCAGAUAGGCAAGCUCCACGCAGAGUUGCCGGAUGCACAGAUAGUGUUCUGUGAUGUGUACCAAGGAAUUACAAAGAUCAUAAACAACCCGAAACGCUAUGGAUUUGAGGAAGUGAAGAGUGCUUGCUGUGGGUUGGGGAUGUACGGAGCAGCAAUCGGAUGCCUUUCGAAAGAAAUGGCGUGCCAACAAGAUUCAAGCCACGUGUGGUGGGAUUUGUACAACCCAACCAAGGGAGUCAACUCCUUGCUUGCUGACUCCGCCUGGAACGGCUUUCCCCUCUCUCGCAUUUGCCGCCCUACCACCAUCCAGGAAUUACUUUCCACCUCCACUACUACCGCCGCCGCCGCCGCCGCUGCUCCGGUCUCGCAUCCUCCCACUUGAAUUCCUAAAUUUCAAAUUGAAAAUUAAUAGGGCUUGAUGUAAUUGUAGUGAUUCCACACUCCUCUGUUCAAAUGUGUGCAAAUUGCAAUUUAAAAUUGUAAAAAUCGAAAUUUUAAAAACCCCCGACGCUCACAUGUCUCGGGGAGGGAUUUAAUAAG